Linum tenue is the source of this 1221-nucleotide messenger RNA. The record is from the annotation of a GenBank genome assembly. NCBI's taxonomy places the organism in Eukaryota, Viridiplantae, Streptophyta, Magnoliopsida, Malpighiales, Linaceae.
AUGGGGAAGGCAGGGAGAUGGGUGAUGAAUUUCCUGCUCGGGAAGAAGCAUGGAGGCAAUAGCAGCAAGGUUAGUAGCAAGACGGACUACAAUGGUGCGCCUUUCCAAGAAGAUUGCAGCAUAGAGACAGCAGCUGUUAGUGUUCUUCCACCACAAACUCCAAAGAGGAGAUGGAGCUUCGGAAAAUCAUCAAGCAAAGACAAAUCAUUGGCUCGGAGGCAUAGUACAAGCACCGUCAUUGCCACCUUCAACCCUCUUCUGCAAGCCUCAUCAGCCGAUGCCAUGGAGCAUCUGCUCUUGGGUCCGUCUCUGGGGAACAAUGAAGCUGUGGCUCUGGCCAUCCAUGAAGCUAUUAAGAACUUGGAGAGGAAGUCAAAUGCUUCACAAGCAGCAGAAGCGGAGGACAGACUACUGAGGAUCGUCUCUCGUGAACAUGCUGCUGCCACCAGGAUCCAAGCUGCCUUCCGGUCUUACUUGGCAAGAAAAGCUCUGGCGGCACUUAAGGCACUGGUUAAGCUACAAGCACUGGCAAGAGAACAUCUAGUGAGGAAACACAUGAGCGCCACAAUCCGAAAAAUGCACGCCGUUGUGUCAAUCCAAGUCAGAGCCCGUUUCCAGAGAAUCCAAAUGAGCGAGCACUCGCAACUUCAACAACAACAACAACAACAACAAGUUGUUGAUCGGUCCUCAAAGGCUGGAGAUUCUCCUUCCCAGAAUACGAACAACAACAAGAAAGAUGGAAACUUGAACGAAUCCGAGAGAUUUGCCGCCAGGAGGCAUUCAGGGGACCUCUCGUUCCUGAAGCGCGAAGGGGCAUUCGAGGAAUCUUCUUAUUUUUCUUCUACCCAGACCAGCCCUGGGACAACCCGCCAUUACAAAGCUUCUCAACAGGUGGUCUCUUCAGGACAGGAUUCUUCGUUCCUGGAACCGAGCUACAUGGGGAAGACGCAGUCCUCGAGGGCAAAGUCGAGGUCUCACAGCGAGCCGAGGCAGCGACCUCGCAGGAGCAUUUCGUCAAGCACCAGGCAGUCGCCGAGCAGCAGCGUGCAGAGUGGCUUCUCAUCGUCGAAAAGGCUGUCCCUUGGUGAAUCCCAGGAGCAGUGGUUCAUCAAGCUGUAUCGCUCGACCGUGGCGCCGCCGCCGCAGGGUGGUGACGAUUAUUAUUGCGACGGCGACACAGAAAUCCUCGUCGCCUACGAGCCGCACUUGAAUAUGUACUGA